UUGACACUAUUCUUUUUGAAGGACAAGUCCAAUUUUGGCCAAUCAGAAUGUCGGAGCCUCGAAAGAGCAGACGGGAGGCAAAGCCAACUCAGCGCCUGAAGGAAUUUCUUGGUGAAGAGAUUGCAAAAAAUUUUACCCCUGCAAAAACUCCUAAAACUCCAAAAAAUGCCGCAACUCCACGAUCAAUAACCAAAAAUGAGAAGCCUGCUGUGCCAGCAAAAUCAGUUGUAGAGAAGAGUCCUUUGAAAAAAGUGGCGGCGACCGUCAAGUCAACUCCUCUUGCAAAGACUCCCCUUCCCAAAGCAUCUCAAAAAACCACUUCUGCAGCCAAAGCUGCCAAGAUUAUUGCGCCUGCUGAAAAUGAAGAAGAGGAAGAUGAAACAGCAGACGAAGAGGAGAUGGAAGAAGAAGAAGAAGAGGUUGUCGAGCCAGUAACUCCCACUGUUUCUCGAACAAAUGUCACUUUUAAUGUUAAAAAAACUUCUAUCAAGGCAGUAAAGAAAGUUACAUCUGGUAAAGGGCUUCUUGAAAAAGCUCCCGAAGUUCUGCAAGGAAAACGGGUACCAAAACCCAGUGCUAAAAUUGCUGAGGCUCUGGAAGCAGAAGCUGAAACAGAGAUUGCCAUUAAGAAAACAACUCCCGCGUCUUCGGCCAAAAUUAGCAAGACGCUUCAGAGUAAGUCGUCCACUCCAACAUCUGUCAGAGGCGGAAGGGGACGGGGGUCCCGUGGUGGUCGAGGCCGUGGUCGUGGAAGAGGACGAGGAGCAGCCGGUGCAAGUUUAUCUGAUGAAGAAAUGGAAGAGCAUCCAGCUUUUAAAGAUCCAGAAGAUGAAGAGACUGACGCUUCAGAGGAUGAAAUUGAUAGUAAAUUCAUGGAUGUUGAUGAAGAAAGUAAUGAAAACGAGGAUGGACAACAAAUAGCAGAGAAGUUGAUGGAAAAAACUAAGAAGGAACAUACAAAACCAACGCCUGUUGUCAAGAAAACGGUCACGGCUAAUACUGCAGAUUCGUCAACUGAGGUAUCCACUAGCAAGAGCACAGCUACAACAACUUCUGUUGUGACAACAGUCAAGGUCCCUGUAUCAGGCACGACUGUAAACACCGCUCAGAAGAAAGCGAGUGCCAUCUCUCCCAUAAAGGUGGCUACCCAAGUUGCACCCAAAGAUGUACAAAUGAGCCCUGCCAAAAUCGGCACAGUAAAACAAGUGAGCAAGGGCAGCAGUGGCGUUAAAAGAAUCCUCACAGCCGCAUCGCCUCCUCACUCUCCACUCACCAAGAAAGUGAAACUGUCUUCUCAGGAGACUGAUGAAAAGGAAUCUUCCGCUGCUAAUAAUCCUAUUCGAAAAAUUGUCACUGCUGCGGUGCCCUCUAAGUCCGUUCCGUCGAAAGUGCAGCCAGCAACAGUAGUGUCUAGUAGCUAUGUCCUGUCACCAAAUGGCGUGCCCAACAAGAUUAACACCGUCAAAACCGUGACUAAAACCCUCACCUCUGCUGCCGCCGCCAAGCUAUCGUCCAAAGCAGCUAACACUAUAUCAAAAGGACCCCCUACACCAAGCGACUCGGAAAAUCGGCGGAGUCGACGCCAACCUAAACCCACAGAACGAAUGAAGGAAUUUCUCCACAAAUCCUCAGAAGAAGAAGAAGACAUUGAUGCAGAUGAUCCAUCUGCGCUAUUGAAUGAUGAUGAUGAAUCCUCUUCUGAAAAUGAAGAGGAUGACCGUCGGUUCCUGGCCAUUAUGAACAAAGCUAAUGCUGUGCGGAACAAAAAUUCUGAAUUUGCCAAUCGAGCAAAAUUACAUUCAUCUGGAGGAACAAACACUUCACAAAAGAAUAUAAGAUCCCAAAUUGUGCGCAAAGGUUCCUCCAGUGGUCCAUUUGCUCGGAGCACGACAGUGAUGAUGCAAAAUAAAGUCAUAUCCGGAGGCUCACUGAAGACUGCUGCUGUUGUUCAGGUACAGACAAAAAAGUUUGCCCCGGGAUCUAAGGUAAUGGUGCAGCCGCCUACUUCUGUCAAUGGAGACCUGCGGAAGAUUCUGCCUGCAGUCCCUGGGCGAGAAGUUAAGGGUACGAGUGCCAAGGUAUUAACGGCAACACGUCGCAACCCAACUGAACCUCCCAUUAUCAUCAAAAUCCGAACUCGUAAACCUGAGGAAGAUGAAUUACUAAAGAAAAAACGCGCAGAAGAAGAAAAACAGGCUGGAACUAGGAAAAUUAUUAAGAUCUUUACUCAGCGAGGGGAGGUCAGAAAGCUUCCAAAACGAAGUGGUGGAAGUAGAAGUGAAGCAGAAUCGGAGUCAAUCGAAUCUGAAGAGGAAGACAUGGAUGAUGAAGAGGAAGAUGAGGACGAAGGUGAAAGUGAAGAUGAAGCAGCUUCAAAUUUGAAGCCACUAAGUGAGAAAAAUAAGAAAUUGUUGCACUUGUUUGGUGAAGCAAUAGAGUCUCUGAAGAGCGGCCUAAAAUCGUUCAAGAAAGAACCUUCUCAGCCAUUAAGUGUUAAGACUAUAGAAAAGUUUAUUCGUUUGAGCUCUGAAAUAGCAGAUACUGUCAGAGAAACAAUUGAAGACUUGGGAGAUCAAAUCUCAAAUUCAGAUAACUUUGAGGAGUACUGUCAGGACGUGCUUGACUCGAUUCCUUUCUCAUACGGUGAGGAUGACGACCUAUCAAACGAAGAGGCAGAUAACAUACUUGCUUGGCUGCACCAGCGGGAGAAGGCGAGCAAGAAGGCUGGUGAGUCCCUCACCACGGAUAACAAUGCACAGCUGGCUCUUUUCACUCAAAUGCUGGAGCUUCUCACCACCGCUAAAGAUAAGAAUGACACGUUCGAUGACGAGGAUGAAAUGAUGGACGAAGAGGACGAGGACAUGAUGGACAUGGACGAUGAAGCGACCUACGGCAACGAGGAUGUCGGUGGCGUUGACGAGGCUGAAAAUAUGGAUGAUGGGCAGGAAGAGGAGGAGGAGGAGGAAGGAAUGGAUGAAGAGGAAGAAGAAGCAGUAGACGAUCUCUUUGAAACUCCAAAAAAAUCAUCUGGUCGAAGAUAGUUGGGACAGCCAAUUUGGCUUUGCCAGUCUGUACAAAAUUUAUAUCGACCUAAAGCGAUUGUGCUCUGCUGUGUUGUUGAGUAGGAAUUUAUUUCUUAGAAUUCUGUUUGUGUAAUUAAAUAUUUCUUGAUGACGAGAAUCUGGUCGUUGUACAGCGAGAAAUUCAGCAUUAAAUUUCCUUGCUGCUUGGUAGAUGGUUGAUGUGAUUUUUAGUGUUGGCUCAGGUGUAAAGUCAAGAAUUUUGUUCUAGAAUUUAGAUGCAAUUAGAUACCUGGUUUUGCCUAAAAGUAGGAUGAAUCAUGGAGGCUAGCGCUAUUCUAAUUGAGAAAUUUAGAAUUAUGUACGUUAAGUGACUGAUGUUAUUUGGUUAUAGUGAUCUGUUAGGUGGUCAAUCGGAUCAAUCAGAUCUAUGUAAUUUAUUGUUUUCUAAACGUAUGAAAUUCACCAUAAUACUCUUUUUCGGUUUAUUAUGAAUUAUGGUCAAGCAUUUAUCAAAUGAUGUCUAAUGUGAAAAGUAUUACUGUAUUGUAAAAUGUAAAUUUCGAACUGAACCUCGUUAAUUUGUUUACCUGAAAUCUCGAAGGCUGUUGGUACUGGGAAUGAUAUCAAUGUACUGAGAUCAAUUUCAUGUCGGUGAAAAUUGUUCCUAUGGAAUAAUAAUUUUUUUGAGGAUCGAAACUCGGGAGGAAAGUUUCCUAUUAAUUUGACAGAUUUUUUGUUACCGAAUUUCCAAAAUCAUAAUCGUUAUUGAUCAGAAGGCUAUGGGAUUAACUUACCUUAAUUUAUAAGCAUUAUCUUAAUGUCUUUAUUCUAUGCGUAAUCUUUUGGUUUUGCAGUAGUGUUUAUACAAAUUCUCAGUUAAUUUUCCAAUUUUGUAAAUAAGUAAAAAUCGUUUGAGUUGGUAAGAAGAUCGAGCCCAGCGUGCAUGCCGUUAGGUUCCUUCACAGUUGUGAUCAUUAUUGCUGGCAUAACGGCGCUAUUAUUUCGUUGUUUAUAAAGGAACGUGAAUCUUGUGUCUGGUUAACCUACAGGUGUAUCAAUGUAUGUACAAGAUUGACUAUGAAACUCUACAGUUAAAGGUAGUUCUCGUGAA
Hyalella azteca is the source of this 4134-nucleotide messenger RNA. RefSeq names its product nucleolar protein dao-5. The transcript is spliced from 6 exons. The record is from RefSeq and is a predicted model, not a curated record. Bases 48 to 3041 code for a protein of 997 amino acids. Lineage: Eukaryota; Metazoa; Arthropoda; Malacostraca; Amphipoda; Hyalellidae.